CAUCACAUGAAGCAGUUAACUAACGCGCUCUAUACACUACGGGGCAAUACCUCUGUUCCGCUGCUGCAUGCAUUUGCAAUCAUAGAUGCUCGAGUCUCUACAUUCAUAGCGACUAAACCAAGCCAUGUCUAUAUCUCCGUCUCCAUUUCCAUCUCUCGAUUCGACCAUCCCUGAACCAAGCCUUGAACCACUCGAGCCCUCAUCAUCCCUACCGAGCCAGACUUCCACAAUAUCUGCUCAACUCGACGACUUGCUUGUACGCUACCUCACCUUGCUCGAUACAUACACGGCUCUCCGCAGUCACCUCUCAAAGGAGUUCUCAUCUGGCUUUAUCUCCCUUGCACAGGCAAACCGCACCUCGAACCUUGGCCCAGGCAGACGCUAUGGGGAAGAGGGCUACGAUGAGCGCAUGAAGAGCUUAUGGAAUGUUGUGUUAGAGCCGAAACAUCAUGAACACCCAUGCCUCACAGCUUCAGUUGGUACGGAGAAUGAUUCUGGAACAUCAAGGCAGAAGAGAUGUGCCUCGCCCGCAUCGACAAGUAUCCCUCAGAAAUUUGAAGUGCAACCUGAUCACCAGGGAUUGUCCGACCGAUCAACCACCAAGGACCAUGACCAUCCCAAGUCUGGACUUCACACAGCUUAUGACUCACCAUUGAUGCCAUUCUCGCCCCUGAAACCUCAAAGUCUGACUUCAGUAAAGCCCAAACAAUCCAUGUCUCAGAGUACCAUUCACGACGCAACAUGGGUAUCUGAGCACGUGCUGGAAGGUCCGAUUGACGACGACGAAAUAGACUACAGCUGCAUCAUCCGUCCUGCAGCGGCGACAGACAGCGAUGCCACUACAAACAAAGUCACAGAUCCUCUCAAGUGGUAUGGUAUUCUGAUUCCUCCCGCAUUGCGUCAAACCCAGUCCCACUUCACCACAACCGUGACGACCGUUAUUCCGAGACUGCUCGAUGUCACUCGCGCUCUUCAUACUCUGGAAACGCAAAUUCGGCGCUUGCGCGAGGAAAUCCGGACUGCAGGAGAUUUUCCUGAAAGUGGGACAACCGCCGGAGACGGUGGUCAGGAGGAGUGUCCUGAGAUCAGAGACGGCCUCGGGGAACAGAAGACUCUGGCGCAAGACAUGUCGUCCUUGUCAUUGAACGGGUGGGCCGCCAACAGCGGCAACCGGCUCGUGACGACAGAACCAAGGUCGCGGUUGCUAAGGCUCGAGUAAGCGAUGUGCUCGCGUCGAUCUCGGGAUCAAACAAGAUACCCAUCAAUUAUUCCAAGAAGUGGCGCCAUGCAGACCAUGUCACACAUCGCUCAUUCCCCUGCACAUGUCAGACAAUCAUGACAGCGAUUACAGCGUUCCAGAAAGACCCCACCAACCCAUGGGCCAACUUUGCCGUGUGUGGAGAGCAAUGUUACAAGGUAAACAUGUCUUGUUCCUCAAUCAUGUCCAAAGAAAAGUUCUUCUUGC
This is a messenger RNA of Exophiala mesophila, 1465 nucleotides long. RefSeq lists its product as uncharacterized. Gene Ontology annotation, biological process: vacuolar proton-transporting V-type ATPase complex assembly. The record is from RefSeq and is a predicted model, not a curated record. The coding region runs from base 125 to 1219 and encodes 364 amino acids. The transcript has a single exon. Gene Ontology annotation, cellular component: Vma12-Vma22 assembly complex; extrinsic component of endoplasmic reticulum membrane. NCBI's taxonomy places the organism in Eukaryota, Fungi, Ascomycota, Eurotiomycetes, Chaetothyriales, Herpotrichiellaceae.